Messenger RNA from Cricetulus griseus (Chinese hamster), 296 nucleotides. NCBI's taxonomy places the organism in Eukaryota, Metazoa, Chordata, Mammalia, Rodentia, Cricetidae. The record is from RefSeq and is a predicted model, not a curated record.
CGGAUGGGAUGGAUUGGAGUGGGAUUGUAUUUGCUAGCAAGCGCAGCAGCAUUCUACUAUGUUUUUGAAAUCAAUGAGACUUACAACAGGCUGGCUUUGGAACACAUUCAGCAGCACCCUGAAGAGCCUCGGGAAGGAACCACAUGGACACACUCCUUGAAAGCUCGGUUACUUUCCCUGCCCUUUUGGUUGUGGACAGUUAUUUUUCUGAUACCAUACUUACAGAUGUUUUUGUUCCUUUAUUCUUGUACAAGAGCUGAUCCCAAAACAGUGGGCUACUGUAUUAUCCCCAUAUG